AUGCCAUCUUUCUCAACUCUCGCAUUCCCCUUCCUCCUUUUCUUCCCACUUCUCGUCUUCUCCAAACCACCUCCACCACCACCACCCCCUCAAGCAUCGAACACCACUCCCUCCACUUCAGAAAUCUCCGCCCUCAUUGCAUUCCGCUUCACCCUCCAGGACCCCCUCGGCGCCCUCUCCAACUGGGACCCCUCCUCCCGCAACGCCCCCUGCUCCUGGCGCGGCAUCCUCUGCUCCCCUUCCUCCCCUCACGUCACGGAGCUCCGCCUUCCCCGCCUCCGCCUCUCCGGUCCCAUCUCCCCACGCCUAUCCUCUCUCUCCCAUCUCACCCACCUCAGCCUCCGCUCCAAUCUCCUCAUCGGCACCAUCCCCUCCUCCCUCUCCCAUCUCCCUCACCUCCGCUCCCUCUUCCUCCAACACAACUUCCUCUCUGGUCAUUUUCCUUCCAAUCUCUCCUCUCUCCAGGUAUUCUCCAUCGCCGGCAACUUCCUCUCUGGAUCUCUCCCCGCUUCCCUUCCCCCCACACUCCGCUUUCUUGACCUAUCCUCCAACUCCUUUUCGGGCUCCGUUCCUUCAAACUUCACUAACUCUGCCCCUCGGCUUCGGUUCCUAGAUCUCUCUUACAACCGCCUCGGCGGCACCGUUCCGGCGGGGCUGAGCCAGCUCCAGUUCCUCCUUUACCUCCGCCUCGAUGACAAUCUUCUCGAAGGAACGAUUCCCGCCGUGCUUGCUAAUUGCUCCUCCAUUCUUUAUCUCAGCUUGCAAGGCAACAAUCUCCGCGGCAUUCUGCCUGCCGCGGUCGCGGGGAUACCGACUCUCCAGAUCCUUUCCCUUUCACGCAACGGCCUCUCCGGCUCCAUUCCUUUCUCCGUCGUAUUCAAUUCAUCCGCGGCCUCUGCCGCGCAUCUUCGAAUACUGCAGUUGGGGCACAAUGCAUUCACAGACAUGGCGCUGGCGCAAGAAGACAGUACUAAUGUUGCAGCGUUUUCCAGUGUUCUUCAAGUACUGGAUAUCAAAGAGAAUGGGAUUCAUGGCCAAGUCCCGGCAUGGAUUUUCAAUGUGUCGACAUUGGCCGUCUUGGACCUUUCUGGCAACUCAUUCUCCGGCCCUCUCCCGCCAGAAGUUGGGCGGUUAUCGGCGGUGCGUGAGAUGAGGAUAGGAAAUAAUUUCUUGACUGGCCCUGUUCCUGCGGAGAUCGGAGAAUGUGCAUCGAUUCAAGUGCUUGAUUUGGAAGAGAAUCGAUUUUCCGGCGAGGUGCCGGAUGUUUUUGGGACGCUUUCUGGUCUGACGAAUCUCUACCUCGGUGGAAACAGAUUCUCUGAUCUGAUUUGGGCGAGCCUUGCCAAACUUUCCCAGCUGGAAUCGCUUUCUCUUUUUGGGAAUCGUUUUAUCGGGGAGUUUCCAGAGGAUCUCACAAAGCUGGGGAACCUAACCUUCCUUGACCUGUCCGGCAAUGCGCUUACCGGCGAGAUACCGGAAACGAUCGGGAGGCUACAUAAACUUCAGAACUUGAAUUUAAGCUGCAACAGCUUCUCCGGCAGUGUUCCGGCGAUGAUAGGAAGCUUGUCUGAUUUGAGGACAUUGGACAUCAGCGAGCAGAAGAAUCUCUCUGGCGAACUGCCAGUAGAGCUCUUUGGGCUACCGACGCUUCAGGUGAUUUCUUUGGCCGGCAAUUCGUUCACUGGCAAUGUCCCCGAAGGAUUCAGUAGCCUCUGGAGCUUAGAGCAGCUGAACCUUUCAUCAAAUUCUUACUUUGGCUCCAUACCAGCAACCUACGGCUACCUUCCGUCACUGCAAAUUCUCUCGCUUUCCAAUAACCAUAUUUCCGGCACGAUUCCGGCCGAGCUCAGCAAUUGCUCCAAUCUAACCAUUCUCGAUCUCCGCUCCAACCAACUGUCCGGCGCCAUUUACCCUGAUCUCUCAAAACUGUCAAAUUUGGUGGAACUCGACCUUGGCCGAAACCUUCUUUCCGGCAAAAUCCCACCAGAUAUCUUGCGGUGCUCUUCGUUGGUGAUUCUCCGGCUGGACAUGAAUCAUCUCUCCGGCGAAAUACCAAGCUCAAUUUCAAACCUCUCCGAGCUCCAUGUGCUCGACCUUUCAACAAAUAAUCUAACAGGCAUGAUCCCAACCAGUCUCUCUCUCAUGCCCGCCCUGCUGCAUCUGAACCUAUCAAACAAUAAUCUCCAGGGUGAAAUCCUUGGAGCACUCAGCUCUCGCUUCGAUGACCCGUCCGCAUUCGAAGGCAACCCCGGCCUCUGCGGGAAGCCAUUAGAUGCAGAAUGCGCCGGAGAGCGGAGGAAGAGACGGCGCAAGAAGAUAGAACGCUUGUUUCUCCUAAUCGGCCUGGUUGCGGCCACAGCCGUCGCCCUCGCCCUCCUCUGCUUUUGCUGCGUCUUCGCCAUGCUGCGAUGCAGAAGGCGCUUUCUCGACCUCCGAAACGGCGUCAAGAAGCGCAGCCCUGGCCGUGGAAGUGGGUCAAGCAGCGGCGGCGAGAACAGCACAAGUCCCAAGCUGAUAAUGUUCAACAACAAAAUCACCUACGCCGAGACGCUGGAAGCCACCAGAAAUUUCGACGAAGAGAAUGUCUUAAGCCGCGGCCGGCACGGGCUGGUCUUCAAAGCCAGCUACAACGACGGUGCCGUGCUGUCGAUCCUCCGCCUGCCUAACUCGUUCAAUGAAGCCGCGACAGAAACAGCAUUUCGCAAAGAAGCAGAGUCGCUCGCCAAACUGAAGCACCGCAACCUCACGGUUCUCCGAGGAUAUUACCCCGGCCCUCCGCAGGACGCCCGGCUUCUGGUCUACGACUAUAUGCCGAACGGCAGCCUAGCGACGCUUCUCCAAGAAGCGUCCCACCAAGACGGGCACGUCCUCAACUGGCCAAUGCGCCAUCUCAUCGCUCUCGGCGUGGCCCGCGGCCUCGCCCACCUCCACACCUCCGGCAUUGUCCACGGCGACGUCAAACCUCAAAACGUCCUAUUUGACGCUGACUUCGAGCCGCACGUGUCUGACUUCGGGCUUGAGCUGCUGGCGGCAACGCCGGCGACGGGGGCCUCCACGUCAGUAGGUUACGCGGCGCCGGAUGAGUUGGAUACGAAGGAGGGUGACGUUUAUAGCUUCGGGAUCGUGGUGUUAGAGCUGCUGACGGGAAAAGGGCCGGGAAUGUUCGCCGGAGAAGAGGAAGAUAUUGUCAAAUGGGUGAAACGGCAGCUACAGAAUGGGACGGUUGGGGAGUUGCUUGUGCCGGGGUUGCUGGAGCUGGACCCGGAGUCGUCGGAGUGGGAGGAGUUUCUUCUCGGCGUUAAGGUCGGGCUUCUCUGCACGACGCCCGGCGCCGGCGACCGGCCCACCAUGGCUGACGUCGUGUUCAUGUUAGAGGGAUGCAGGGUGGGGCCCGAUAUACCUUCAUCGGCCGGGCCCACCACGUCCCCUCCCUCCCCUUCCCCGGCAUGAGGCUCGAGACGACACGAUCGUAUUACUGGUUUCGUCGUCAUUUGAUGUUUUAUCUGAUUGGAUAGAUUUAUUUUUAUUCUAUUUAAUUAUUACCAUUUUUUGGCAUCCACGUCGGAAGGAGGGUCCGGCGAAGCCUGCAGUGGCAGCUUUCACCCGCCAGACAAGGAGGGAAGAAGGAAGACGCCAAGGGCAGGGAAAGUAGCCGUUGGAUUUUGGGGGGAAACGGUAGUCCGUCAAUGGUGAGCGCGAUUCUUGAUGAGAUGAAGCAGAUUUCAUCAGAGGUAUGAUGUCAAUAAUUUGAGAUCAGAAGAAGGAAAGCUGGGAUUGUUGUGGGACCUUUUUGAUUGUUGAUUUAAAAAGAAAAAAAUUAACGGUUCUAUAUUUAAAUUUAUUUCCUAUUUCUAAGCAGAUUGCGGUCACUUCUGUGUCCUUGAAAAAAAUACAAGUUUUGACUGGAAAAUAUAGUGUGCAUGUGAACUCUGCGCGGCUAUCAGCUAUGAGAGCUGAGCUUCAGGCAGAGUACAAAAGCAUUUUUACGAAAAAAUUAUUAUUAUUAUUUUUUUUGGUUGGAAAAGGGUGAGAGGGAUGAUAAAUUUAUAAUAGCCUUUGCUAUAAUUAAAAAUUAUAAAUUACAAUACAGAUUAAAAAGCUGUAGAAUUAAAUACUAGUAAAAAUGUCCUAAUAAAAAAAAUUAAAUAUUUGAAAAUAGAAGUUCAUUCAAAUUUCAGUAUCUUAUUCACCGAGGAUAAAAAAAUUGAAAUUAUAAAGAUAAGAAGAGAAUCUUUGAAAAAAAUAAGCUAUAACAACAGCCACAUAUAUGAGAUAUAUGUCAAUAAGAUCUUUAAAAAAACACUAGAUUGAAACCAAUAUCAAUCAAGUUUUUUUUAGCCCUUGGGUUUGGGUUUCAUACCUCCCAAGCUCUUCUUGUUUAGCAAAAGCAUCUCCUCUCUCCUCUGUAAUUUUGUCUCAUUUAUAGCCUCUAAGGUCUAAAUUUCUUCCUUUGACUCUUUAUCGGAGGGACUUUAUACCGUUUAUUAUUUGUCUCCGCUUAACUCAACACUUUUUUUACAUAACUAUCACAAAGCAAUACUUGAUCAUGAGAUGUAUCUCGCUAAUCUCUCUCCUCUUAUGAUGAUCUAUCUCUAGAGUUGCUUCUUCCCACUUAUCUCUUCAUCCUCAACCUCUCUCCCCUCCACCUUGGGAUUGAUAUGCCAUAACAUCAAAUGCUAAAUAUAAACCAAGGGAUUUUAGGGAGAGAACACCCAAAAAUUCACCUAUAACAAGAAAGAUAUAUUAUGCAACCUGCAAAAAAAUAACAAAAGCUUCUCCUGCUCAGCCGCUCUUAUCUCGAAGAAACUAAAGAGGCCACAAAUAUUACCAAAGAAUUAGAAGCUAGCCAAAAGGAAUUGGAGUUCUUUAUGGUCGGCUAUGACAUUGGUAAACAUCCCUUUUUUUAAUCACUUCUCGAAGUAGUUAAACGCAGUGGAAGCUCAAAGAUAACAUUUAACUCCUUACUCUUGCCAAAAACUUUUUCCUCUUUAAAUUUUUAUGGAGAAGACUUUUAAAGGAUUUGGAUCAAGUAUAAUGAUUAGCACAUUAUUUUUUCUCCAAUCAUCUUAUCCUCACAGCUCAUCCAUGGGGAGAGAAAAGUAUCUAAUGCUUUUAACUUUAUUGUGACUUGUGUUUAUGCAUCAAAUGAGCUUGGGAAAGAAAGAUCCUCUAGAAUUCCUUAUACAACAUAUCCUUCCCAUCUUUUUAGGUGGUUGGUUAUGAGCGACUUUAAUAGUUUCAUUUCCAUUCUUGAUAAUUUUGUGGAAAAUCCUAUCCCUCAUAGAAAAUUGAU
Messenger RNA from Dendrobium catenatum, 5293 nucleotides. Its product is annotated as probable inactive leucine-rich repeat receptor kinase XIAO. Bases 1 to 3450 code for a protein of 1149 amino acids. Gene Ontology annotation, biological process: protein phosphorylation. Gene Ontology annotation, molecular function: protein kinase activity; ATP binding; protein binding. The record is from RefSeq and is a predicted model, not a curated record. The transcript has a single exon. Lineage: Eukaryota; Viridiplantae; Streptophyta; Magnoliopsida; Asparagales; Orchidaceae.